GUGGAGAGCACCGGGAGCGCGCGCGCUCCGAAUCCCCAACUCCACCUUACUUCCGGGACUUCAGCGAACUAAUCUGCUCCCAGUCUUUCAUUACUGGGCAGAAUGAUUAAAUCCAAUGUGCUUAAUGUCCAGUAAUGAAAGACAAGAAACCAAGCAGCUGACUGGACAACAGGAAGUAGUAGAGUUGCGCAAGGGGUCCAUUUGGUAUCUGUGGUUGGCACCGCGCUUAGUUUGGCCCAAGUCUGAUGGUGUUUUUGAUAGAUAAUCGAUGCCCUUCCUUAUUUGGUCUAAACAAUAAAACCAGAUUCUGAACAUGAGGACAUGUUGCUGUAGUCAAUUAAAUCUACAUACAUACUGAUGACUUUAAGUGACCUACAACAAUUUUUGAAGAGAUGCAGGAUCAGAUCAUUGUUUCGACACAUGCCUCAAAGUAGUUAAACAGCUCCUCACACUCAUCUCCUAUUACAACCACCUCCCACACAGUCAUCCAACGAUUUCUGAAGACAGGACUUUGUCUGGUAUUGAGUUUUAAUGGAGAACAGGAGAAGACUAAAGAAGAUUUUCAUCGGCAUUUUGGUGGGAGUGACUGUCACCAUUAUUUACCUGACUGCUGAGGAUAAGUCUGAGCCCUUGUAUGGUCCAGGAUAUAAAAAAAACAAUUUUACAGCCUCUCAAACACCUGAACCAAAGUGGGAGGACCCAGGCCCGUAUCAUGUGGCUUACCCUCGGAACUACAGGUUCAUCAUGGACGACACACCAACGUGUAAGACCACCAGUCCGUUCCUGAUCUUGAUGGUUCCUGUCGCUCCUGCCAACGUGGCAUCCAGGGACACCAUCCGAAGGACGUGGGGGAGCGAGAAACUUGUCCUUGGUCAGCAGAUUGAGACAGUCUUUAUAGUGGGACUGCCUGGAGGGAAGGCUGCUAAGCAGCUGCAGGAUGAACUUAGAGAAGAGAACAAGCAGCACCACGAUCUCAUUCAGAGUAAUUUCCAGGACAGCUAUCACAACUUGACCAUCAAGACCAUGGUUAUGCUAGAGUGGCUGGCUGAGCACUGCAGCAAGUCUACCUUCAUAAUGAAAAUUGACUCAGAUAUUUUGCUUCAUGUUAAAAAGUUAGUUUCAUUGUUACUUGAUCUGAAGACACCUAAAGAAAACUACAUGACAGGUUUGGUAUGGUGGCACAGCCCAGUGUUAAGAAACCCAUUUAUCAAGUUUUAUAUGCCAAGAGACGUAAUAGCAGAAUCAGAGUACCCACCCUACCCUCUUGGCAUGGCUUACGUUAUGUCUUUGGAUCUACCUAAGAAAAUCUUGUCUGUUUCCCCUCAAAUCAAACCCAUCUACAUUGAAGAUGCAUAUCUGGGGAUGUGCCUGAAACGCCUGGGUAUCUCCCCCACUGACCCUCCUGAUGAAAGCAUGUUUCAGGUAACCCCCCAGCAUCCUCUGAGCAGCUGCGAUCUCUCAAAAGUCAUCGCCAUGACUACAACAAGUAUUUCACAAAUGCAGGUCUACUGGCAGAGGAUCCAACAAGGAGUUCAGUGCGGAGCAUAGUUGGAAAGUUAUCCUUCUGGGGGGUUUGUAAGCUUUCCCAACAAUUCUGAAACAUGGAAGGAAGUGUGUCUGAUUUGUUAUCUAUUUGAAUUAAGAUUUACAUUUUUUUUUUAAAGUAAAAUGAAUGGAGAACCUGUUUGUCAUGGUUGUUAACGUACACUGAUCUGAGGAUUUAUUUCCUCUUCACCAAGCUUACAGCGAUAUUUUUGCAAUUACUGACAAUAACAAAAAACAAAGUAUUCUUUAUAUACUACAUAGAUUUGUACCAUAUUGACAGGAACACCAUCACUGUGGAGGGAUAUUCAGUGAAGUCUUGAUUGCAAGGUGAUUGAGGAUAGAAUAACUGCUCUGUUACACAACUUGCUGGGAUGCGCUCUAAGCCGCCAACAGAUGUUGCAAUUUUUAUCUCUUUAACUGUGUUUGAGAAAUCUUAUUGUCAAUAAAAUGAUUGACUGAU
Cyprinodon variegatus (sheepshead minnow) is the source of this 2005-nucleotide messenger RNA. Its product is annotated as beta-1,3-galactosyltransferase 2-like. The coding region runs from base 532 to 1548 and encodes 338 amino acids. Lineage: Eukaryota; Metazoa; Chordata; Actinopteri; Cyprinodontiformes; Cyprinodontidae. Gene Ontology annotation, molecular function: N-acetyl-beta-D-glucosaminide beta-(1,3)-galactosyltransferase activity. The record is from RefSeq and is a predicted model, not a curated record. The transcript has 3 exons. Gene Ontology annotation, cellular component: membrane.